Lactuca sativa (garden lettuce) is the source of this 1409-nucleotide messenger RNA. Its product is annotated as E3 ubiquitin-protein ligase RMA1H1. The record is from RefSeq and is a predicted model, not a curated record. Gene Ontology annotation, molecular function: metal ion binding; ubiquitin protein ligase activity. Gene Ontology annotation, biological process: ubiquitin-dependent protein catabolic process. Lineage: Eukaryota; Viridiplantae; Streptophyta; Magnoliopsida; Asterales; Asteraceae. Gene Ontology annotation, cellular component: endoplasmic reticulum.
AUGUCUUCUCUCUCUAUCUCUUUCACCCGGCGACUUCACGAAGCAAUUAAUCGAUUCUUUGAAUCUGUCACAGAUUUUCAAUCUAAAAAGACAACACACAAAUCUCCAAUUUUUGACACCGAUAACUUUAUAAUCAUGGAAGGGUAUCUCCAAGAAUCCAUGUCUCAUGCAAAGUGGAAAUCGUCAUCUGAAACCGUUGAUGAAUCUAACAACGUAGUUUCAGAUAAUUUCGAUUGUAAUAUUUGUCUAGACACAGUCCAAGAUCCUGUGGUCACACGUUGUGGACAUCUCUAUUGUUGGCCAUGUGUUUACAAAUGGAUGAAUCUUUCAAACAAAGUAAAUACUCUAUGCCCUGUAUGCAAAACCGAAAUAUCUGAAAAAACCUUAAUUUCAUUAUACGUCCCUACCUCAACCGUAAAACCGAAUUCUCAAGAAAAAAUAGUCUCAAUCCCACGUAGGCCAUGUAGGGUCCACACUAUGCCACGUCAACAACAUAGUUUACGUGACAUUCGACAAGAAGUACCGAAUGUAAUUUUACGGGCAAGCCCGAUAUCUGGGAUGUUUGGUGAAAUGGUGUGCAAGGGGCUUUUUGGGAAUUCGGAAGAUUUGUUGUCUGGUUAUGGAGAUUCGUAUAUUUUAGCGGGGAUGAGUACGCAAAGGGCGAGAAGGCAAGCAAUUCGAGAUGAGAGGUCUCUUGGACGAAUUUGUUUUUUCUUGUUCUGUUGUGUAAUGUUGUGUCUCGUUUUAUUUUGAAUAUCCGAUUCCAUGAUAUAUUGUAACUAAAAACUAAAAAGAUAGAAAUUUUGAUAUGUAUCCAUAGAUGGAUUACGCCAUAUAUAUGGAAUUCAAAUUUAUAGGCCAUUUGCACAUUUGUGACCAUCUUUCCUUGUUGCGGCAUUGAGGAAGGACAAAGUAGGCAGCUGCAGAUGGGCUAUUUUUUUCAUUAUAUAUUUUUUUAAGAAUAAAAAAUUAUAAUAAAGAUAAUGACCCCUUUUUUUUAUUCAUCCUGAGCCUUUGAGAAUAUUUAAUUUUUCAGGACAAAAGUAUGGCUUAUUAUGGUGAACUUUAAAAGUAAAAAUCUUCAAGGAUAAUGUGUACUGAUUAUUUGAUAUGGAGGUGUUGUUAUGUUCGUUGUUUCAAAAAGAAAAAAAAAAAAUCUUUCUUGUUUUAUAUCUUCUAAUUUUUGGUUUUACAAAUCAUAAAAUUAUCAACAGUGUAUUUUAUACUAUCAUUUUGCUUUCAUGACGCCUAAAAAAUAAUCAAAUGAUUUUGAAAAGUGUGAUAACGCAUUAUCUCUUUUAUUACUAAAAGUAGACUAGAGACCCUUUCACCUUGAAAGAUUACCGGCGCAUUAGCCUAAUUGGUUGUUUUAAUAAGGUGAUCUCAAAACAUUUGUCCAAAAUACUUUA